UGAAGAGAGACAGUGGAGAAUGGAGAUCGAUGGGUUCCGCCGGUUAGGGUUUAUACUUUAUAUAUGAACCUAUGAGCCCGUUUUAUCUUCAGAGCUUUUGCCGGGCGGGCGGGAAAUUAACUACUCGGCUGUUACAGAUAUCUUCCUUCAUCUCCAAAUGGGAGCCCUAUUCAUCGCUAAUCUCGAACUGGGCACCAAUAGGGAGGUGAUCACUCGGGUGGUAAUCGUUUGGCAGUCCACCAACAACAUCAGCAUCAUCAUCUGCUUCAGGAAGUUUGAGAAAGC
Messenger RNA from Linum tenue, 285 nucleotides. Lineage: Eukaryota; Viridiplantae; Streptophyta; Magnoliopsida; Malpighiales; Linaceae. The record is from the annotation of a GenBank genome assembly.